AUGCCCUCCCUUGGAGCGGCCGCAGGCAACGGACGAGGGACCGAACUCCCCGGCCUAUUCAUCGAGCGCGGUGGCGGCGCAGGACUAGCCCUCGCCGAGCGUGGCGGCGGCGGCGGUCGAAUAGACCCAUCCGAAGCCAUGCUCUGCAAACUCGGCCUUACAGGCAUAGGUGACAGGGCGGUUGGCGUGACAGGCCGUGAGGCCUUGGGCGUUGGAGAUCCUGCUAUGGGUAAUGGCGGGACGGGUGGGAUGGCGGAGGAGGAGUGUGGUUGGGGGGUUCGUGAGCGGGAGGUGGGUGUUGGGGUUGAGGCUCUUGAUGAGAAAGAAUCGGGCGUUGGGGUUGAGGCUCUUGAUGAGGAAGAUUCGGACAUUGAGGGAGGGUGGGAAUGGUGGAAUGGUGGGGGAGAUGAUUUAUCCCUUGGAUUCUCGACGAGAAGUGCAUCCAACAGGAAGCGGAAAUCAAGUCCGUAUUCUUGGAGGAGCUGGUGA
Molecule: messenger RNA, 489 nt
Organism: Serpula lacrymans var. lacrymans S7.9
Lineage: Eukaryota; Fungi; Basidiomycota; Agaricomycetes; Boletales; Serpulaceae
Exons: 1
Coding region: 1-489 (162 amino acids)
Source: RefSeq, a predicted model, not a curated record